This is a messenger RNA of Homarus americanus (American lobster), 1039 nucleotides long. Its product is annotated as BEN domain-containing protein 4-like. Lineage: Eukaryota; Metazoa; Arthropoda; Malacostraca; Decapoda; Nephropidae. The transcript is spliced from 3 exons. Bases 19 to 522 code for a protein of 167 amino acids. The record is from RefSeq and is a predicted model, not a curated record.
GUAGAGUCCGGGUCGACGAUGAGUAACCCACUAGACCAGCGCCACCUGCUGGACGGCGAGGGCCCAAGGACCGCCAUCCCAACCUUUUCUGUAGACCGUCGUGUCCUCAACCACCGCCCAGUGUCGGUGAAUAUCAGCGACCGAUCAAGCAGCGUCUCCGAUGGUGGGCCCAGUGAACUACCUCCGCCCUACUCUACUCUUGUUGCUGUCCGUACCUCCUCCGCCUACACUAGCACACCGUCGCCACUCCCGACCUCACCCAUCUACCCCAACAGCCAUUCCCCUUACGUCAUCAGUGGCGGCGACAGUGGCUACAGUUCUGGGCCCCUCGCCACCUUCCCGCAGUCCUUCAUGUCUCCGGCCUCACCAGCCCGCCCACCGCCCAACAGACUGCCGCCCACGCUGCCUCAGAUCUUCACUCCCGCCCUUACGCCCACCACCCGCCCCUGCAGCACUGCCCACAUAAUCCACGCUCACCACCAAGGCCCAGAUGAUCAUCUCUAUACUGCAACCAAGUUCUAAAAGGACCCAGUCUUCCGCCAUGUGGUAUCGGAAAUCAAAGAACGUGUCUUAUUUUUCCUGGCUGGUGGAAAGUUAGUGUUUGUGAUGGUUUUUAGUAAUCAUCUACGCCAGGGAAGGAGACAUGGUGCUGUGGAGAACACAUUAUAAGGGCACGGCUUUGUCGGUGCUGUUCCGCAAAAAUAAGAGUUAUUCAUUUUAAAAAGCAAAUAUCAGACAAAUAUAUAAUUUGGUCAGGAGUAGCUGAUGUGAACACAUAAGAUAAGCAGUAAGUAAUAGAAGGAAAAGAUCAAGAAGUACAACUUACAAACAAUAUUUUAUAUAAAUACAGUAUAUCUUUUUUUGGAAUUUUGCAGAAAACAACUCAAAUAGCAUAGUUAACCAAAACUUCUGUAUCAUGCGCGAGGGGAGAUAACGUGACCAUUGCCGACCAAGAUUAAUUUUUGAUAUUUUGGUCAUUUCUAAGCCAACCUCCAAACGGAGGCCCGUCCAGCUUAGUUAGGUUAGACCUACGGCUGUU